Messenger RNA from Anguilla rostrata (American eel), 4485 nucleotides. Its product is annotated as atypical kinase COQ8A, mitochondrial-like. The coding region runs from base 468 to 2342 and encodes 624 amino acids. Gene Ontology annotation, biological process: ubiquinone biosynthetic process. The transcript is spliced from 15 exons. The record is from RefSeq and is a predicted model, not a curated record. NCBI's taxonomy places the organism in Eukaryota, Metazoa, Chordata, Actinopteri, Anguilliformes, Anguillidae.
AUGAAAGCCCAAAUGCUUAUGACCAUAGGCUAUGUGGCGGAUAAAACUUGGUUGAAACUAAAAUCGUGAAUGUAUUCAUUCGGUAUAAAAAUGCAAGAUUUUUUUCUGUUAUGGUCAAUGGGAAAUGGCGAGGUGCAGUGAACGCCACAAUGGUCUGAAGCAGCAUUUCUUCAGCCCGUUUCAUUUCACGAAGUUCUGAUUAACAUUGCUGUCUGGCAAGUUCUGGUAAAGUUUUCAUUGGUUGCUUUAUGUAGCGCAAGGGGAAGCCUUAUUGAUGGCCGGACAACCAAUGGAAAGUCCAGUACCCUUUUCAACAAUAUAGAUUUAACCAAUAAGAAGUGCCUUGAGGCGGGUAUGAAAAUUCUAUGGUAAUCUAGUAGAGUAGCAAGGUAAACAUCAGUUGUUCCGCAGUUUUAUUUAAAGCGCUGUUCAGAUUGGCAACCCUGGCGGUGUGAAGGAGAGCCAUUAUGGCAGGUGAUAUGAUCUUGGUGGUGAGAGGGCUGUCCAAGCUGAGCCAGGCAGUCACAGAGAUACAGGCUACUGCCCCACUCAGCAGUGCUGUCCUGGAGGUGGGCCACAGCGUGCAGGUGACCAUCAUGCGCUCCCUGAGUGUCAGUGCGCAGAAGAUUCAGGAUGUCUCCCAUUUCGGGGCAGACAGGGAUGUAUGGUUGGAAUUUUCUGCUGCUAAGAGUAACCUAGUAGACUUUGGACUGGCCAGUUUCAACAAGUCACUUAAGGACUGUGGCCAUUGGCAGAAGGGGGUUGAGAGUGGGGUGCCCAGAAAAUUUGCACGUACUUUGUGGACAGUAGCUGGAGGAUACAUCUUCAAGGGUGAUACAGACCCAAGUGGACAGUGUUUUGGGCAGACUCGCUGCUUUCACAGGGACCACUCUUCGGUCAGUGGACUUGCGGCCGAGGAUCUUAACAAAGCCAGUGAGACUAAGAAGAGCAAUUCCAAACCCCACAAGCAAAUGCUUAGUGAAAGAGCAAGAGAGCGAAAAGUUCCGGUCACACGGAUAGGGAGACUGGUGAAUUUUGGAGGUCUGGCAGUAGGUCUCGGCAUUGGGGCAUUGGCAGAAGUGGUCAAAAAAUCUCUGAGGUCUGAGGAGCGAAAUGGAGGAAAAAAGGCCAUUCUGGACUCCAGCCCCUUUCUGUCCGAGGCAAAUGCAGAGAGGAUUGUCCGGACGCUGUGCAAGGUCCGUGGGGCAGCCCUGAAGUUGGGCCAGAUGCUUAGCAUUCAAGACGAUGCCUUCAUCAACCCUCAGCUGGCUAAGAUCUUUGACCGAGUUCGACAGAGCGCAGACUUCAUGCCAACUAAACAGAUGAUGAAAGCCAUUAGCAAUGACCUGGGUGCAAACUGGAGGGACAAACUGGAGUUCUUUGAGGAGAGGCCGUUUGCUGCUGCUUCCAUCGGACAGGUGCACCUGGCUCGGAUGAAGGAUGGCAGGGAGGUGGCCAUGAAGAUCCAGUACCCAGGAGUGGCCCAGAGCAUAGACAGUGACGUGAACAAUUUGAUGACCGUUCUGAGCAUGAGCAAUGCACUGCCUGACGGCUUGUUUCCGGAGCAUUUGAUUGAGGUAAUGAGCCGGGAGCUGGCACUGGAGUGUGAUUAUGUAAGAGAGGCCAAGUGCGCUAAGAAGUUCAAGGAGCUAAUGAAGGACCAUCCUUUCUUCUACGUACCUGAUGUGAUUGAUGAGCUCAGCAGCCAGCAUGUCUUCACCACCGAGCUGGUGCCUGGAUUUCCCCUUGACAAGGCUGAUAGCCUCUCCCAGGACCUCAAAAAUGAAAUCUGUGAGAACAUCCUGAUCCUAUGCCUCAGGGAGCUGUUUGAAUUUAGAUACAUGCAGACUGACCCCAACUGGUCCAACUUCUUCUAUGAUCCACAAACACACAGGGUUGCGCUGUUAGAUUUUGGUGCCACCAGAGGAUUUGAUGUGAGCUUCACUGACAUCUACAUUGAGAUUAUUAAGGCAGCGUCAAUAGGAGACAGGGAGGGGGUGCGACAGCGGUCAAUAGACAUGAAGUUUCUCACGGGGUAUGAGACGAAGGAAAUGGAGAAUGCCCACGUGGAUGCGGUGAUGAUCCUGGGUGAGGCCUUCUCUUCUGAUGAGCCAUUUGACUUUGGCGCUCAAAGCACCACAGAGCGCAUCCAUAGCCUCAUCCCCAUCAUGCUGAGGCAACGCUUGACCCCACCCCCUGAAGAGACCUAUUCGCUGCACCGCAAGAUGGGAGGAUCCUUCCUCAUCUGCUCCCGCCUUGGCGCUAAGCUGACAUGCAAAAAGAUGUUCCAGGAUGCCUACAGCAAAUACUGGAGCUGUCGUCAAAAAGACCACAGUCAGUGACCACAACUGUAAUUUGAGGACAAACUUCAGUGCGAGGAGGAGUGGGAGCAGGGCGGGGUGAUUUUGCUCCGACUCGGCCAGUGAUAUGAACUGAAUGUGAAUAUCACUUUGUUCUUGAUCUUUGAAGAGUCUGCAUUUUUCUUUGCUUGCUGAGGCAGUGUUAAAGGGCACCAAGAAGUUCUUUGAAAAUAUACCCACAUAAUCUGUAUAGAUUAGAAUGUCGGACCAGAAGUUUUCCUUUGUUUUAUUUUCCUCUUCAUACAACUUUGUUUUUCAUGAAACAAUCAUAUUAAGAUCAUUGGAUAUAUUUACUAAAUGACAAUAAUAAGAUCAAGAACUGAUAUGUUUUUCAGAGAAUGACCAUAUGUGCCUUAUGAUGGAGGUAGUAAUCACCAUAGGAAUUGUUUUUUGUCCAGAGAGAAGAGUCUGGUCAUAUGAGGACUUUUCUCCUUAUAUGAGGAAUUCAUGUGAAGUAAAAGUAGAGCAGUUUUUGAAUGUGUAUCACGAACAAAUGCAGGGUGAUUAAAUUGAUUAAAUCAUGUAUUUGUAUUGUAUAAUAACCUAUUAUCAAGCACAGACAAGGGUUACAUGCAGAAAUCAGAAAUUUUAUUUGAGCACAGGGUGCUGAAGAUGGUCAUUAUGUGUAAACGUAAUCUAAGAAAAAGCUACCUCUGUUAUCCACACCCAGCAAGUGAGGAUUGGUUUGACAUAAUUCUUUUUGGACAUUAGGCAGCCACAGCAUUUUGGCCCACAAGUAUUACACACAUUGGCGUAUUGUCAUUUCUACUGGGUGAAGUAUCUAAAGACUGAGAUCUAUGUGUCUGAAGCUGUUAUUUUCAUUGAUGUUUUUAUUGUUUCUCAUCUCCAUGUUAGAAAUUCUUAUCUGUAAACAGUUUUGUCUUGGGUAAAUGAAAUUGGAAUAUCAGGAAUUAUGAACAUUGAUUCUGGUAUUGUCAAUCAUUUUGUGAGGUCGGCAAUUAAAAUGUUUUAGUUAGUAGAAGAGCCUGAGAUAUUAGAAGGUAAUGGAUUGUGUUUGAAUUUUCAGGUUUCUACCUACUAUUGAGUUGGAAAAACCAAAAUUUACUUUCUAAAUUGUGACAGUGGUUCCAUAAAUGCAUAAUUGGCACAUUUUAUCAGAAUUGUAAUCCAAAUAUCAGACAUUCAACCUGAAAAAAUUAUAUUGUCGUAAUUUCUGUUGUUCCGAUUUUAAUUAUAUAUAGUAAUGCAGGCAAGCUGCAGUCUGGCACUGUGGGAGAGAUAAAGCAAAACACUGUAUUGCAUCAUUUGUGAGACUCCACAGUUACAAUCACGUGCACCUUCCUGUCACCAUUAAAAAGUUCCUGUCAAUACUGAAAAAAUGGGUGAAGGGUGAGUUCUGCAGAUAAACUGGAACAUCCUGUUCUGUAAGACAUUUUGCAUAGUGUAUACGUGUGGAGAAAGAGACUUAAGAGGAUUAACUUCAGUACAGAAAUUGGCUUCAGAUUUCUUAUACAUUGAGCUCUUUUAGUGGCUAAUUUCCUAUUCACUUGGGAAGCGAUGACCUUGUGUGGUGUUAUCAUAAAAGCAAAACCAAUAUUGAUUGAACCAGGAGCUUUCCCACAAGAUGGCAAGGGAAAUUGUUAUGGGUAUGUGUCAUUUAGCAUGUGGUAAAUAGAUUCACUUCUGAAACUCCCAAUUAAUGUGUCUGUUCUGUUUGAAAAUAAAUAUAGCAGGAAGAGCAAUGAAAUUAUGUAUAUCCACAUUAAAGGAAAAAAAAAAAACUUAAUGAAACGCAUUAAUUAUACUGUAUCAUGUACUGACAGCUUCACUAAUCUGGUGAUAAGCAGACCAGCCUACUGGAAGGUAACUGGAUUGUAUAGUAUCUCUUGUGUGUUUUUCCCUAUGACUGUGUGUUCAAGUUGGUUUCAGACCAUAAUCAGGCCCCUCUGAGGGGGCUUAAUGUAUCUCAACUAAAACACAUUUUACAAAAAUGCCAAGUUAAGCGUACCAAGCACUGUCUAUAAGUCAUUAAUUGUUAUGUGCAAAAACUAGGCCUGUCAUUAAAUUAUUGAUAUGAAAAUGUGGCUAAGUUGGAACAAACAAUUUUGGCUAUCAUAGCCCACAUAAAUUAAACAAGCUGUAUUCCAAAGGAAUGCUACCUACA